UGGUCGGUUUGCCCGAGGUGCGUAUAAGACAAGCAUAGCGAUUGGCGGAACAUUUCAAUCCGUGGAAGUGUUUAAAUAGCGUGGCGCAGCGCAUCGUGUGUUAUUCGUUGAUAUCAUUUUGUCAGCACCCAACCUACAACUUGAAAAUGUCUGGACGUGGUAAAGGAGGUAAAGUGAAGGGAAAGGCAAAGAGCCGAUCAUCCCGUGCCGGACUUCAGUUCCCCGUGGGUCGUAUCCACCGUCUGCUGAGGAAGGGCAACUACGCCGAGAGAGUCGGAGCCGGUGCCCCUGUGUACCUGGCCGCCGUUCUUGAGUACUUGGCCGCUGAAGUGUUGGAGUUGGCAGGCAACGCAGCCCGUGACAACAAAAAGACCAGAAUCAUCCCCCGUCACCUGCAGCUGGCCAUCCGCAACGACGAGGAGUUGAACAAACUUCUGUCCGGCGUGACCAUCGCCCAGGGUGGUGUUCUGCCCAACAUCCAGGCCGUGCUCCUCCCCAAGAAGACCCAGAAGCCCGCCGCCAAGUAAAAAGUCAGCUCUGCCGACUUUUUUGUCUAUACCAAACGGCCGUUUUCACGGCCACCCAUAUUUUUCGAAAAGAUGCCUCUAUAAUAUGCAGUGUACAUGCACAUAAGCAUUUAUAUAAAAAGCACACGUAGAUAACACGCUUCUUAGAUUAUCGAGACAACGGUAUAUAUUAGCGUGCGUGCAGUUGCUUUCAAGAAAAAAGAAACACACACAUAUUAAUUUAAAACUGUCUGUGUUCAAUAUUUUGAUUCCGAUUUGCACAUUCUAUUUGUAUUUCGAUUAAUUUCAUUUCUAUUACGCUGUCAAUUAAUACCAUCCUCGUCCCUGACUGCAUGUAAUCAACGUUUUCCCCGAUUUAAUUUUGUAAAGGAAAUCGCCAGACUUAAAAGAGA
Messenger RNA from Magallana angulata, 919 nucleotides. Its product is annotated as histone H2A-like. Gene Ontology annotation, cellular component: nucleosome. Lineage: Eukaryota; Metazoa; Mollusca; Bivalvia; Ostreida; Ostreidae. The transcript has a single exon. Gene Ontology annotation, molecular function: protein heterodimerization activity; DNA binding; structural constituent of chromatin. The coding region runs from base 147 to 527 and encodes 126 amino acids. The record is from RefSeq and is a predicted model, not a curated record.